UGGUGUGUGUUCCUGUGGCUGUCUGUCAGUGUGAUUCACUUCUGUUUCUCGCUGUGGUUUUCCUGAGAACAUGUUCUUCAUAAUGACAGUGUGUCAAAGUCCAUACAGUCAAACAAAAAGUGAGGUCUUGAAUUAUUUUACAUUUUAUCACUCAGCUUCAUCAUGGCCAAACAUCUGUUGGUGGUCAUCCUCAUAUAUUCAUUUUCUGAGAUAAAUGCACAAGCUCUUCCUCCACCGACACUGACAGUGAAUCCUCCGGUGAUCACAGAGACAGACUCAGUCACUCUGCACUGUCAGACUCCACCCUCUGUUUCUGUGUCUCACUGUUAUUUCUACACUUUAAGUGGAGGAACUAGAGUCUUCCCUUGUCUGGAGACUCUGACAGGAACUGAGCUGCUGCUGAUGUCACAGCAGAGAUCACCUGCUGAGGUUCAAGUGAAAUGUUUUUACACUGUAAAACAUGGAGGGUCAACUUCUCUGUCUCCACACAGUGACCCGUCCUCCAUCACCGUACACAAUUCCUUUCACAAGAUUCAAACACAAGCUCCUCUUCCCCCGACACUGACAGUGAAUCCUCCGGUGAUCACAGAGACAGACUCAGUCACUCUGCACUGUCAGACUCCACCCUCUGUUUCUGUGUCUCAGUGUUAUUUCUACACUUUAAGUGGACUCACUGUCAGAGUCUUCCCUUGUCUGAAGACUCUGACAGGAACUGAGCUGCUGCUGAUGUCACAGCAGAGAUCACCUGCUGAGGUUCAAGUGAAAUGUUUUUACAAUGUAACAUUUGAAGGGUCAAAUUCUCCACACAGUGACCCGUCCUCCAUCACCAUAUACAAUAUUGUAGAAAACAAUUCAAGCACCACCCAGUCGAUCGCACCAUCAAAGGAUUCCACAGGUCUGACUGUUAUUAGUCCUUAUCCUUUACCCCCUGUAACACCUGCAAAACAGACAUCAGGUUGGACUGUCGUAAUGUCAAAGAACACUGGUAGUUCCUCCUCUUCCUCCCCAACACCAGUGAAAGCAGCAUCAGCAGAAAUAUGGAAGUUUGUAGCAGUUGUUGUGGCUGGAUGUGGAGUUACUGUGGGCGUCAUCCUGCUGGUUUCCGCAAUUCUCUGCAACAACAGAAGAACUGAAACAUAA
Molecule: messenger RNA, 1140 nt
Organism: Trematomus bernacchii (emerald rockcod)
Lineage: Eukaryota; Metazoa; Chordata; Actinopteri; Perciformes; Nototheniidae
Exons: 11
Coding region: 163-1140 (325 amino acids)
Source: RefSeq, a predicted model, not a curated record